Molecule: messenger RNA, 1458 nt
Organism: Ctenocephalides felis (cat flea)
Lineage: Eukaryota; Metazoa; Arthropoda; Insecta; Siphonaptera; Pulicidae
Product: putative sodium-coupled neutral amino acid transporter 11
Exons: 11
Coding region: 1-1458 (485 amino acids)
Biological process (GO): amino acid transmembrane transport
Molecular function (GO): amino acid transmembrane transporter activity
Source: RefSeq, a predicted model, not a curated record
AUGUUAUCAUCAAGCAUAUUAUUAGAUUAUGAAGAUUUGAAAGCGAGAAGCAGUGUGGAAUCGACGGAAAUUCACGCAUUCGACGAUAUCAAACAACUUAUAGAGGAAAAUGAAGGACAGCACAGUUCGACACUGCCUCAGGCUAGCUUCAAUUUCAUCAAUUCCAUAAUCGGAAGUGGCGUUAUAGGAAUACCAUAUGCAUUGCAUCAAGCGGGCUUCGGCUUGGGUUUAUUUCUGUUGAUCUUCGUGGCGUUCGUUACGGAUUAUUCGUUAAUAUUAAUGGUGAGAUGCGGGCAUCUUUGUGGAAGAUUCAGUUAUUCCGGUGUUAUGGAAUGCGCUUAUGGAAGACCAGGAUAUUAUUUUCUCAGUUUACUUCAAUUUGUUUAUCCAUUCAUAGCAAUGGUAUCGUACAACGUAGCAGUCGGUGACACUUUGACCAAAGUUCUGAUACGUUUGCUGUCUCUGGAUGAGGACUCACUGCUGGCUGAUAGACAUUUCAUAGUCCUGGUGUGCACCGUGUCCAUAGUAACGCCUCUCUGUUUGUACCGAGAUGUUGCAAGGCUAGCUCGAGUAUCUUUCGCCAGUUUAGCAUGUGUCGCCUUCAUCCUGGUCACUGUCAUUUACAAGAUGGUAUCUGGAGAAUAUGAUAUUGUGCCACAUGGCAAAGAUUCCUGGAGUUUUGCCAACUCCGACAUUGUUCCAGCAAUUGGAAUUAUGGCUUUUGCAUUCAUGUGUCAUCAUAACACUUUCUUGGUUUAUGGAAGUAUUGCUGGAGCAACUCAAAGCCGUUGGGACAAAGUGACCCACAGUUCCGUGUUCUGCGCCCUUGUGGUGGCAGCUUUGUUCGGAGUAGCAGGAUAUGCAACUUUUACUUCGCAUUCGCAAGGUGAUCUUCUGGAGAACUAUUGUUGGGAUGACGAUUUGAUAAACUUUUCCAGAAUUUUAUUCUCGAUAUCAAUCCUUCUAACUUUUCCGAUUGAAUGCUUCGUCACAAGAGAGGUGUUGCAUAGUGUAAUUGGUGGAAACGUAAUUGCUGGAUCGACACCGUUGCCAGCAAUCGGGGGCCAAAACUCAUCGGAAGACAACGAUUCAGACAAUUGGGGCCACAAAGGACUAACAUUAGGAAUUAUUGCAGCUGCUUGUUUGAUAUCGACUGCAACAGAUUGUUUGGGACCCGUCCUUGAGUUAAAUGGAGUACUGGCUGCCGUACCAUUGGCCUACAUUCUUCCUGGUUUAGCGUAUCUUCGCCUGGAGCAAGGCGGAAUAUUCGCCAGGCACAAAUUGCCGGCCCUAGGGCUCGCCUUGUUCGGCCUAUUUGUGGCCCUACUUGGUCUAGCCUUUUUAUUUGUUAACUUUGACACUGUUGAUACUUGCACGCACGGUAAAGUUAUGAAAUACUGCCUGCACAAUGAAACUUUGAGCACAACAAUGACAACCAUCAUCAAAGGGAGGCCAUAG